AUGUCACAAAAGCACCCCGAGUCUCCUCCAUUUUUUGACUUCAUUGUGACCCCGGAGACCACACAAACCGCUCCGAAACAGGACUGUGGAGUUCGGACUACAACGUCUCCCGCUAUCAAAAAUGCCCCUCUUCCUGCUGACGGUGCCGGAAACGACACAUGGUCUAACCUCCUCCUCUUUUCCUUAUUGAUUGGUGUGCCCUGGUUUAUAUCCUACCAACUGGGCGGUGGCCUCUACUUCGCCAUUUUCAUUGCAGUAUGCACCGCAAUCCCUAUCCUCAUGGCCUUUUGGACGAUUUUCUCCUCCAUGUCCCCCCGUAUGAAUGAAAAGGCAAAGCUUCCGGGUCGGCCUGUUGAGUAUUAUCUCAAUUUUCAUAAAGAGAGCGAUCGCGCCCGGUGGAAUGGCAAGAAGAAAAUCCCCAUUGAAGUCUUCUACGAGAAGUAUUUCCGUGGUGAGGUGGAUUUCAAGAAUGGGGAUUGCUUGGAGAACCUCGAGUAUCGGCAUGAUUGGGCCAGCUUCAGCUUUUCAUGGGGCGUAUUUAAGCAUUUCCUGUUUGGGUUUGUACCUGAACUCAUCGUUCAUUCUCGCUCUCAAGACGAGGAACAGGUGAGCGGCAAUUACGAUCGCGGCGACGAUUUCUACGCAUGGUUCCUCGGCCCGCGUAUGAUCUAUACCUCUGGGCUUAUUGGCGACAUCAACAAGGAAGAAUCCCUCGAACAGCUUCAGGACAACAAACUUACUGUAGUCUGCGAAAAAAUCGAUUUGCAACCGGGCGACACCAUGCUGGACAUCGGCUGUGGCUGGGGAACUCUAGCUACCUUCGCAAGUGUCCACUACAAGGCCCAUGUCACUGGUAUCACGUUAGGACGCAACCAGACGAAAUGGGGCAACACUACCCUUCGCAACGCUGGUAUCCCUGAGUCUCAAAGCAAAAUCCAUCGUCUGGAUUAUCGUGACUCUCCGCGGAUUCCGGGAGGAUACAAGAAAAUUACUAGUCUUGAAAUGUCGGAACAUGUGGGCGUUCGCCAUUUCCGCGGCUUUUUGAAACAGGUCCACGAUAUGUUAGAUGAUGACGGUGUCUUCUAUUUGCAAUAUUCCGGUCUUCGAAAGUACUGGCAGUACGAGGACUUGAUCUGGGGCUUGUUUAUGAACAAGUACGUUUUCCCAGGAGCAGAUGCAAGCACGCCUCUCGGAUGGGUCAUUGAUCAACUUGAGGGAACGGGAUUUGAGAUCAAGGGCGUUGAUACUGUCGGCGUUCAUUACUCUGCUACCCUUUGGCGGUGGUAUCGCAACUGGGUUGCAAACCGUGAACACGUGGAGGCGAAGUAUGGUCCGAAGUGGUACCGAACCUGGGAAUGGUUCCUUUCUUGGGCCACCGUUGUCUCCCGCCAAGGAGGUGCCACAUGCUACCAGAUCGUCCUGGUGAAGAACAUCAAUUCUACGCACCGAGUGGAUGGCAUUCCGAGUCAGUUCAAUAUCUCCGGUGGGAUUAGAUCGGCGAUCGAGAAGAUUGGAAAGAUGCCCAGUGCAUUUAUCCCUUAA
Aspergillus nomiae NRRL 13137 is the source of this 1542-nucleotide messenger RNA. Its product is annotated as cyclopropane-fatty-acyl-phospholipid synthase. Gene Ontology annotation, biological process: cellular response to biotic stimulus. The record is from RefSeq and is a predicted model, not a curated record. NCBI's taxonomy places the organism in Eukaryota, Fungi, Ascomycota, Eurotiomycetes, Eurotiales, Aspergillaceae. Bases 1 to 1542 code for a protein of 513 amino acids. The transcript is spliced from 4 exons.